Diversispora eburnea is the source of this 1164-nucleotide messenger RNA. Lineage: Eukaryota; Fungi; Glomeromycota; Glomeromycetes; Diversisporales; Diversisporaceae. The record is from the annotation of a GenBank genome assembly.
AUGAGACCUCAACCACCUGAUUACAACGACAUUACCAAAGAUAAUCUUAUGCCUCUUCAAUCCAAGGUUACAGACGCAUUGAGGCGGGCAUAUGUUAAUUUAUGUAAUGUCGUCAAAACUCAUGCUUUAGUAGCUUUAGGGCUAACGAUUUACGAAGAUUUAUCUACUGUUCAAAAUAAAUCUUCCGAGUCACCAGAAAAACAAUAUAAAGUUGAUCACACAAUAAGUCCACGGAGUUUGCAAUUCUUAUCAGAUACUGGUUUCGAUUUUAAUAAACAAAUUCGUAAUGGAAUUCCUUAUAUUCCGGGAAAUGAUCCAGUUAAUCUUCCACAAGAUUUGAAUACUUUUACAGCAGAUUUAUCUGAAAUGUUUAGUGCUGGUAUAUUUGAUACUAAAUACGUGGCAGAUUAUGUCUCUAGUGAAAACACUUCUUUUCUCGCGUAUUUGUUUAGAAAAUACGAGAGAGAGCAAGUAGAUUUUAAAAAUUCUGGAGAUAAAAACUAUUUGUUGUUGAGAAUUCAAGAAGGUAAUUUUGACUUUACAAGUCUAGAACCUUCAAAAUUGAUAUUGGAUCCCACGCCUACGUCAUCAAAGCGUCCGCGGGAAGACCGUUAUUGUGAUCAAUAUGCACAACAUGGAUUUUGUUCAAAACGGAUGAAAUGCGGAUUUUCCCAUGAUUUAGAUCUUAUAUUAGAUGGACAAACAAAGACAUCCUCAAAGCGUAAACGUAAACGUGGAAAGGCUAAAAAGACUCCGAAUAAAAAAUCAACGAAAGUUCACAUAAAUGAAAGAGAUACAAUUAAUAAUGAAAUUCAAGAGGACUCCUCAAAUAACCAAGAUAAUUUAAAUAAUUCGAAUAAUUCAAAUAACCAAGAUAAUUCAAAUAGUGAUCAAAAUAAUCAUUCCGAGUAUGCGACUGUAGCAUUACCUCCGACUCUCAUACCUUCCACAAAACCCGAUCAAUACGAUAAUUAUCAUUCGGCACAUUAUGAUGCUUACAUGACUGGAUUUAUUUUUGCUUGCCAAUUAUUGAAAUAUUCAAAUAUAACUGUUUUAAAUAAUUAUAAAAACAAAUUAUAUCUCAUGGGAAAAAAUAUGCCAUUAUUGGUUCAAAAAAGUGAAUUUAGCAAUACAAGUGUGGCACAUAGAGGGAAGAGUAAAUAA